AUGGGCGUCCAGAGAGGAGCAGCCGGCCAGGAGUUCAAGGUCCCCCGGCACAUUCUCCAGGCCGCCACUCGCUGCCUCCCACAAGCCUCAGGAGGGGGCAGCCAAUUUGUUAAGCCGGCCGGGAAUUUGGAGAGGAUCCCUGGUCGCGCGGCGGCGGCGGCGGCAGCGGCGGCGGCGGCGGCGCGCGGGUGCGCGUGUGAGCGAGCGAGUGAGCGUGCGGGCGGGCGAGUGCGCCGGGUAUUGGCAGCCGAGGAGUGGAGGCUGGGCGGCUCCGACUCCCUGACGCCAGCGCGACCAGAUCAAUCCAGGCUCCGGGAGCGAGCGGGCGGGCGGGAGGAGGAAGGAGAGGCCGAGCGGCUCAGCCCGGGCCGAGGCGCGGGGAGGCACUCUGGGAGCGCAGCGCCCCGCCGGCCGGACCGGGGCCGCAGGACCCCGCUCGUCCGGCCACUCGUGCGCCCGCGCGGACGGGCGCGCCGCCAACCCGGUAAAACGAAACAGACCCGAACCCAACUUUCUCCUUUGCCGCGUCCCCGCCCUCCCUCGGCGCCUAGGGCUUCCCAGCGCCGCCGCCGCCUCUUGUGGGGCAAGCGCGGGCCCGCGGGGCUGCCGCGGUUGUGCGGGGCCGGUGACGCGGGCCUCGGUGGGGAGGGAGCUCUUCCCCGCGUGGGGCGGACCGGGGGACCCCCCCCCCCCCAUGAUGGCGCCUCCCUGCCGCUCCGAGGAGCGAACCUGCCACCUCCUCCUGCUCUGGCGCCCAGCCGGCCCGGCAGGUUUCGGCCGGGGUUCCCCUUGCGUCUUUGUUGGGUCUGCGGCGGGGAAGCCGCGCUCCUCGGCCCUGAGCCUCGCCCCCAGCCCUGGCUGCGGCGGGACCUCCCCUCCCUCUGUCCCUCCCCCUCCUCCCGUUCCCCGUUUCUCUUUCCCUUUCCGCAGCCGGGCCGAGGCCCGUCCGCGCUGCCCGCCGGCCCAUUGUGUCCCGCGCCGGCCCGGGCGACCCUUGCGGGAGUUGAGGACAGCGGCGGGCGCUGCCCUCUCCGCGGUCGGCGCCUCGCGGAGCGGGUCUGGCACGAGGGGGACACCGGUGCCCUGCGCCCCUCCGCAUCCCAGACGGCGUCCUUUCUUGGCCCCCACGAGCCCCUUGGGGGUCGAGGUCAAGGAAAGUUCGGCACCGAAAUUCCCUCUAAUUUAUUCAAAGGCGCGGCGGCGGCGGCGGCGCGUAAUUUUUUUUUCUCUCUUCCGCCUACACCCCGUGCGUCUCCCAAGUGUCGUCUCAUUCCUUUCCCUUUACCGGAUUCGAUUGCCUCACUGCAUGUGUAUUUGCGCUUACGAUUUUUCAGUCUGCGGUGCAAGAUAGUGAGACGCUUCCCUUCUGGACAUCGAAGCGCGUCUCAGCACCAUCUCCUUGAGAAAGCAUCGUUUUCGUGAGUGCUGGGGCAACCGGCCUUUUCCUUUCUCCUCCUGUUCUCUUCUUUCCAGUGCAUCUCAAGUUCCAAAGUAUGUGCAGUGGUACAGAAGUUGCAUGAUUUCGGUA
Lontra canadensis (Northern American river otter) is the source of this 1528-nucleotide messenger RNA. Its product is annotated as serine/arginine repetitive matrix protein 3-like. Lineage: Eukaryota; Metazoa; Chordata; Mammalia; Carnivora; Mustelidae. The coding region runs from base 1 to 1422 and encodes 473 amino acids. The transcript has 3 exons. The record is from RefSeq and is a predicted model, not a curated record.